This is a messenger RNA of Harpia harpyja (harpy eagle), 1977 nucleotides long. It is a transcript of the gene D2HGDH, whose product is annotated as D-2-hydroxyglutarate dehydrogenase. The record is from RefSeq and is a predicted model, not a curated record. The transcript is spliced from 9 exons. The coding region runs from base 25 to 1875 and encodes 616 amino acids. Gene Ontology annotation, molecular function: FAD binding; catalytic activity. Gene Ontology annotation, cellular component: mitochondrion. NCBI's taxonomy places the organism in Eukaryota, Metazoa, Chordata, Aves, Accipitriformes, Accipitridae.
GGGUAUUCCCCCCCCACCCGCCUGAUGUGUGGUAUCGCCUGGCAGGGUGGUUGUCACACGUUGAGGGGCCUGUUCCCAGCUCCUCACAAGCUGGGGGAGCGCUUAAGCUGCUUCCUCCGGGAGAGGACACCCUCCCACCCCCCCCGAGCCCGGGCAGCAAGGAGGGGAGCUCGGCCACGAGCUAGGCCUCUGCUUUUCAGGGUGAUCAUGGGGAUUUCCUCUGCGGUCCCCCGCUGCUCUGUGUGGAAUCCAUGGACUGGGCUAAGAUGGCUGACAAGCUUCCCCAGGAGAAUCUUGGCACAGCAGAGAGUGACUUCUGCCCCGGGGACGCUUCAGUGGAGGAAACUGUCAGGUGCGCCCACGAAUGUGGUUUCCAGGCCUUGGGGUAUGAGGCCUCGGGCCAGGAGGGCACUCCACGCAGCCUCCUGCAGCUUCCAGGAGGUCAUGCUGACUAGUGAGCGUUACAGAGUGCAGCGGCUGCCCUUUGCCCCUGUGUCUGACAGUGAUGUGGCUUUCUUUGAGCGUGUAAUGCCAGGUAGAGUCAUCACAAAUCCGGAGGAAUUGAAGUCAUUUAAUGUGGACUGGCUUAAAUCAGUCCGAGGCUGUAGCAAGCUGAUGCUGAAGCCGCAGACAACAGCAGAAGUAUCUCAAGUUCUCAGAUACUGCUAUGAGAGGAACCUGGCAGUGAACCCACAGGGGGGUAACACAGGCCUUGUUGGGGGCAGCGUUCCUGUCUUUGAUGAGAUCAUUCUCUCCACUGUUCUCAUGAACCGGAUCGUCAGCUUUGACAAGGUGUCUGGAAUCCUUGUGUGCCAGGCUGGCUGCAUCUUAGAGAAACUCAACGAGUACUUGGAGGAGCAGGGGUUUAUCAUGCCACUUGACUUGGGAGCAAAAGGUAGCUGUCACAUCGGUGGUAAUGUGGCCACAAAUGCUGGAGGCUUACGGCUCUUGAGAUACGGCUCUCUCCGAGGGACAGUGCUAGGACUGGAAGUGGUGCUGGCUGAUGGCUCAGCUCUGGACUGCUUGGCGUCUCUGCGCAAAGAUAACACUGGCUAUGACUUGAAGCAGCUUUUCAUCGGAUCCGAGGGGACCUUGGGAGUUAUCACUGCUGUCUCCAUACUCUGUCCUCAGAAACCUAAGGCUGUGAAUCUGGCAUUCCUAGGGUGUCAGAGUUUCGCUAAGGUUCUGGAAACAUUUACAACCUGCAGAGCCGUGCUGGGAGAGAUCCUGUCUGCCUAUGAGUUCAUGGAUGAGAAGUGCAUGGAAUUGGUUGAGAGACAUCUCAAGCUGUCCAGCCCAGUGACAGGCAGCCCUUUUUAUGUUUUAAUUGAAACUUCGGGCUCCAACUCGACCCAUGAUGAAGAAAAAUUGAACAACUUCCUAGAACAGACCAUGACUUCUGGUUUGGUCACUGAUGGAACUGUGGCAACGGAUGAUAAGAAAAUAAAGAUGCUGUGGAGCCUGCGGGAGAGGAUCACAGAGGCCCUCACUCAUGAUGGCUACGUCUACAAAUACGACAUCUCUCUCCCUGUGGGAAAGCUGUAUGAUCUCGUGACUGACAUGAGGGCUCGGCUGGGCCAGAGUGCCAAAAACGUGGUGGGCUAUGGCCACUUGGGAGACGGAAACUUGCACUUGAACAUCACAGCGGAGUCCUAUAGCCAUUCCCUGCUGGAUGCCAUUGAGCCAUUUGUGUAUGAGUGGACUGCAAGACACAAUGGCAGUAUCAGUGCAGAGCACGGACUGGGCUUCAAGAAAAAGCAGUUCAUUCAGUACAGCAAACCCGAUGAGGCAGUCUUUCUAAUGCAGCGUUUCAAAGCCAUGUUAGACCCCAAAGGGAUCCUCAAUCCGUACAAGACACUGCCCUCCAGUUCCUGAGAGCAACAGGCACUGAGAAACAAGCAGAUACCAUCAUGCGAGGAUGGCACCUCUAGCUCAGUAACUGCACUUUAGCCAUAAACAAACUGAUGGAUGAAGCAA